AUGAACUUAGUUGAUAUUAAUUCACAUUUACCAUGUCUACGUCAUUCAGCAUAUACUCAUCAACAAAAUCGACACAUGUCGAUUAGUAGAAAUUCAAAAAAUACUCAUUCAUCAUUAUCAACAUAUUCUUCAAAAAAACUAGAUUCAAUUCCAUUAUUAAUUCAAUUAUGUUCUCAUCCAAAUGAAAAUUAUGCAUAUCGUACAAUGCGUACAUUACUUUCAUCACGUUAUUCUAAUUCACCAAAUGUACAUGAUGAAUUUGGUUGUAAUGUACUUAUGUAUACUCUUCGAUAUCAACGUUAUAAAUUAUUUCAAUUUUUAUUAAAUGAAACAACUUUCGAUAUUAAUCUUCAUGCAAAAGAUCAACAAGGUAAUACGAUUCUUCAUUAUGCUAUUUUAUAUGGUGGAAAUGAUACAUAUAUAAUUGAUAAAUUAAUUGAAAAAUAUAAUAAAUUUUCUAUUGAAAUUGACGAGAGAAAUAAUUAUGGAUUUACACCGUUACUUUUAGCUGCUUUUUGUGGACGAUAUGAUUUUGUUUUGACUUUAUUAACUGAAACUGAUGCAUCACCAUUUGUUCGUGAUCAUAUUCAAUUUAAAAAUAUAUUUGAUUAUAUUGAAAUCGAUAUGAAAAAUAGAGAAUUUAUUAGUCAAUGUCAAAAUAAUCGACAAUCUCCUCUAUCGAAUCUUGAAUCAAAACGUUUACGUGCUCAACUUCAUCAAACUAUUCAUUCUCGACAAGAAACUUCAUUUCAAAUGAGUCAACAUAAUAAUAAUAAGAAGAAUUUUUUUGAAACUAUUUUACCACAAGCUAUUGAAAAUGAAUCAAAUAUGUUACGUUUAUCGAUUAUGGAAAUGCAUGAUUUUGAAUAUUUUUAUUCUAGUUUGAGACAUCUUUUGAGCUAUUUAAAACGACGAUAUCCACGUAUUAAAACUUUACAAUUACUAGAAGAUUCACAAGAUAUUACAAGAACAGAAAAAUUUGCUUUGAAACGAGAAAAUUCGAAAGCAAAUGUUCAUCAUAUUUUAAAUUUAUUUGAUCCUAAUUUAAGACCCAAUGCGAUACCAUUAAAAGCACCUUCGCAAAAAUUAUUGUCAUCAACAAGAAUGCCUAUGACAUUUAAACGAUUGAGUAACAAAAUAACAACACUUGCUGCUUUUUCUCGAGUACAAGUCAAUAAAAAACGUUCUUCACUCCUAACAACUGAUAUCAAAUAA
Molecule: messenger RNA, 1215 nt
Organism: Rotaria sp. Silwood2
Lineage: Eukaryota; Metazoa; Rotifera; Eurotatoria; Philodinida; Philodinidae
Source: the annotation of a GenBank genome assembly